AUGAUGGCAACGGCAGUUGAGCAGGUGGUGCCGUCCGCGAUGGGCGACAAAGUCGUUCUCAAAGACGCAGAUCUGACGCUGCACGUGCCCAUCUUCGAUUUGGCCGAGGACAAUGAGUCCCUGCGGAUGGCGGUGCGAGAGGCGUGCAAGACCAUCGGCUUCUUCCUUGUCAAGAACCACGGUGUGCCUGAAGAGGUGACACAGAUGGCGAGCAGCAACAGAAGGAGAGGAGAUGGUUCGUCGUCUUAAUUUCAUGAGUGCAUCUGUCUGUCUGUGUGUGUCAGUUGCUGAGCCGCGCGUUUUCUGAGAUGCGGCGGUUCUUCUCGCUGCCGAUUGAGCGGAAGAUGCAGGUCGCCGCGUCGACCAACGCCAACAACCGGGGCUACACUCGGUGGGCAGAGGAGACCCUCGAUGUCGAAAAGUCAACGCAGGGCGACACCAAAGAGGGUCAGAGGAGAGGGACAGACCAACACACACGCGACAGACAGAUAUACACAGUCACUGCUGCAUCUGUCUGUCCUGCGCGUCUGUGCUGUUGCUCUGCAGGGUACUACAUUGGCCGUGAGGUGCCGCCCGACUCACCGGAGACGUCACUGCCACUUCAUGGUCCCAACAUGUGGCCAGCGGACCUCCCCGGAUGGCGAGAGGUGCGUAGGACAGACGAGAGAAGCAACGGCUGUGUGUCAUAUGCUGUGCGUGUGCGUGUGCGUGUCAUUGGUGCAGACGAUGGAGGAGUAUGUGUCGGCGGUUAUCACACUCAGCGUGCGGAUCACACACCUCCUGGCGAUGGCCCUUGACCUGCCAGAGGACUGGUUCGAUCAGUACUUCACGAGGCCUCUCACUGCGUAAGACGCACAAGAGAGGCUAGAUGAACGCAGGCUUGAUGCUUGCAAGUGUGUCGGUGUGUGUGUGUGCAGCUUGCGGCCGCUGCAUUAUUCGGCAGAGCUGUCGGAUCCGGCCAAAGGGAAGUUUGCUGCCGGCGAACACUCAGACUAUGGUGAGAGCUCUAGCAGAGAGAGCCCCGCUGGCUGCCCUCCUACACUGCUUAGGUUCCCCGUGGUGUCUGUCUGUCUGUCUGUCUGUCGUGUGUUAUGUGUCAGGUAUGCUGACUGUGUUGGCGACUGACGGCACGCCAGGUCUGCAGAUCAAGCCGCGGGGCUGCGACAGGUGGAUCGACGUGCCGACAAUCCCUGGCACUUAUGUCAUCAACCUGGGGGACAUGCUGCAGGUGUGAGUGAGGUGACCACAGGGAUGCCUUGAUGUGAUGUGUGGAUUGCAUUGGUAUAGAGGUGGACCAAUGACGUGUUCAUGAGCACCCCCCACCGGGUGGUGAAUGUGACGGCCACCGAGAGGUACUCACUGCCCUUCUUCUACGAACCCAACUAUGACACAAAGGUAGGUGUGCAGUGAGUGCAUCCACACACACAGAGAAAGAAGGCAGGCGGACAUAGACGUGUUGUUUUUUUAAUCCAUCCAUUUGGCAGGUUGAGUGUCUGCCGUCGUGCUGCUCGGCCACCAAUCCGCCCAAGUACGAGCCCUGCAUCAGCGGCCAGCACCUGAUCGGCAAAUACAGCGCCACACACAAGGACUUCGCCAACGAGAAGCCACACACCAUGAACGGCACGGGGGGACAGUGAAGCUAGCUAGGGGGGUUUGUGACACUCAGAUGGAUGACAUCCAUGGCGCUUUGCCAGCCAUUUUGUCCGUCUGAGUGAGUGAGUGGAUGAGUGUGUGUGGGUCAGUCAGCAUGGCAUGGACGGGGGACCGGCUGGCGGGCUGUCUUUUUGCAGCUGGCUGGGUCGAUCGAGGCCGAUGGCUGGUCAUGUCUGUGCAGUCCAUACAGGCAUCAUCGAUGCUUUUUGAACCGACUGAGCGUAUGUGCAGUGAUGAGGUGAUUGAUGUGUCCAUGACACUUACUUGGAGUGCCAAUUCGACUCGUCGGUCAGUCACCGGUCAAUACAUGUCUCUCA
Messenger RNA from Vitrella brassicaformis, 1970 nucleotides. The record is from the annotation of a GenBank genome assembly. Lineage: Eukaryota; Vitrellaceae.